This is a messenger RNA of Penicillium longicatenatum, 1950 nucleotides long. RefSeq lists its product as uncharacterized. Gene Ontology annotation, cellular component: nucleus; cytoplasm. The transcript is spliced from 3 exons. Gene Ontology annotation, molecular function: histone H3T3 kinase activity. NCBI's taxonomy places the organism in Eukaryota, Fungi, Ascomycota, Eurotiomycetes, Eurotiales, Aspergillaceae. Bases 1 to 1950 code for a protein of 649 amino acids. The record is from RefSeq and is a predicted model, not a curated record. Gene Ontology annotation, biological process: mitotic cell cycle; intracellular signal transduction.
AUGAAGACCCAGUCGACCUCGCCAUUGGGUCACGCGACACCUACACCCCCUCGAAAACCUUCCACCAGAACAGUUGCUCAGCGAAAAGUCUACGGGAAGAAGAGAAACAAUGCCCCCAGAGCUGUGUUCGAUCAAAAGAGCCCAGCAAAGGUAGUCGAUUACCCUCAACGAUCAGAUGUGGCAGUAGAAGCCAUUCAGGAAAAAUUGGCCAAGGUGUCCAUUACCGAGAAGCUAGAUCCUGUCCAGGAGGCCAGCACUCUACCACUACCAGAGAGCCAGGGAGAACAGACAAUCAAUCCAAGAGCCCAGGAUCGUGACGAGCCGACAACUUCAGCCUCUCCACAACAUGCGCACACCCCACCCAAGGGACCUUCGGUCAAGGCCCCCAAGAAAAAGAACUACCAAUCGAUAGUGGAGGUGAGGAUUGAUCCCAAGGCGGCCCAGCCGGAAACCACAAUGACCCAAGAGGAGACCGAUACUGUACCCUCAAGGGAAAGAGCAGCACGGAGGAAGACACCCACAGCGCGAAGAUCAUCUGGAUUUGUUCACGACACCAAAGCGAACGCCUACGUUCGCCCAAUUCUGAACGAAGCACUAUCAUCAAUAUCAUCACAAAGCAUCCAAAUUUUCAGCACCUGGGCCUCACGGUCUGCCACCAUGUUCCACGUCGCGAAGCUAGCCGAAGGCUCAUACGGAGAGGUUUACAAACUGCAUUUACACGAAGAAGGCAGUAGACCAGCAGUCUCAAAGUCCAAACUGGCGAAACUGAGAGCGUAUGGAGAUGGUGUGUUUAAAGUGGUACCACUCCGAGCGCAAAGCGGUCCGGGAUCGAAGAAAUUCACCAGCAUUGACGAAAUCGUCUCCGAAGUCAAAAUGCUCAAAUAUCUAGAUCCAAUCCCUGGAUUUGCCCGCUUCCGAGAGAUUCAUGUGGUGCAAGGCCGCUUCCCGGAAACUUUUCAAGCUGCUUGGGAUCAUUACAAGAAGACUAAGGAUGACUGCAUGAACCCGAACCCGGCGAACAAAAAGGCGUACCCAGAUUCCCAGUUGUGGGCAAUUAUAGAGAUGGAUGAUGCGGGGUGUGAAUUAGAGAAAUUUUCCUGGACAUCGACCUUCCAGAUCUAUGAUAUUUUCUGGGGCGUAGCUAUGGCUUUAGCUCGUGCUGAGGAGUACGCUCUCUUUGAGCACCGAGAUCUUCAUUUGGGGAAUGUAUGCAUUCGGUCUACUAGACCAGAUGGUUCGAUGGAACCACCCACCGAUAUGGAGAUUGCUCGCCAGCAAUCCCCUAGUGGAUUUGGCAUUAGUGCAUUGGAGACUACUAUCAUUGAUUACUCCCUCUCUCGCGCUGACUUGCACUUGGCUGAUCUUCCCGAUGAUCCUGAAGGCAUUAUUGAGAAUGCCUCGUCAGACUUGGAUAAAAAGCAAAUAUUUGAUGCUAUUGGCCAGGAUGAGGACGAGAUCUUGUUGAGAGACACUUAUAGACAUAUGCGCGCAACUGUCUACACAGGAAACCCUUCUGAAACCGAGAAGACACCUAAUAUCCCCGGUAUCUGGGCAGAGUAUGCACCGCGAACCAAUUUGGUCUGGCUGCUUUUCAUUUUGAAAAAUCUGUUGAAGAACAGAAAGCCCGAAGCUUCUCAACAACCAGCAGCGCAGCCGCAAAGGAAGGCUUUGGCUCCCUGCUCACCCAACAGGGUAAUGGAAAGACAAUCAGCAACGGGCAAAACAAGCAAACCCAAGGAUCAAAGCGUGGCUAGUAUCGUCAUAAAGGAACGACAGACCAAAGAUCUACAAACCCGUGUUGCACAACUCAAGCAGACUCUCGAGGGAAGACUCGACUCGGUGCUCAGUCUUUUGGACCUGGAACAUGGUCAUGAAGAUAUGUGUUGUGCGGCCGAUCUUGUUGCUUAUGCCAUGGAUUCACAAUGGCUCGCUGAGGAGGAUUUUUUCUGA